GGCAGCGGCGGCUCCGGCAAGUGGGGGAUCCCGAGCGGUCCCGGGAGAGCUGAGAAGAGAACAGCCACCCGGUUCCAGGAACCGUCCCAUCCGUCCCAGGGCCAGGCCGCUGUGGGGUUACGCCUGGGAGCUCAAGGUGCGCUGCCUACGCAUCUACCACGGGCAGCAGGGAGCGGGCAGGGUAACGGCGGCGCCCGGGAUACCCGGUGCGGGCUGCCCCCACCGGGCUCCCAUUGGCCGCGGGGCGGGACGUGCCUCCGCUCCGGCCCUAUAUCAGGGCAAUAUUACCCCGUCGGGGGUGGGGGUAGGUGUGGUGCUGUCCGCGCAGGCAUGGACUUGGGUUUUUUCCCCAUCGUCCUCCCGUCCGGGCUGUGUCACGGGACCCCGCCGCUCCCCUACUCCCGGCGAGGGCUCGACGCCUUCCCAGCGCUGAGCACCGCGGCCAGCUCUGCGCAUCCUCCGUCGGCUGCUGGCGUGGGGGCGGCGGGCUACGCGGCCGUCCCGGCCGCCAACUGUCAGCAGCCCCCCGGGGCCGCGUGUCCGGGUGAGGCUCCGCCGCGUCCCGCCGCGUCCCCCUGCACCGGGAGCGGCCGCCCGACGUCGCCGGAGCCCGAACGGGCAUUCUCCUGCUGUCCGACCCCGGGGGCGGCUCCGGCCAAGCCCCGCGCCUUCGAAUGGAUGCGGAUGAAGCGGAGCACGCCCGGCAGAAGCGACGCGGCACCCCCCGCCUUCUCCCUGCGCACCAGUUUCAGCACCCGGCAGCUCACGGAGCUAGAGAAGGAGUUUCACUUCAGCCGCUACCUGUCGCGGGCCCGUCGCCUCGAGGUGGCCCGCUCGCUGCGCCUCCGCGACGCCCAGGUGAAGGUGUGGUUCCAGAAUCGCCGCAUGAAGCAGAAGAAGCGCGAGCGGGAGGCGCUGCCCGACCCCACCGCAGCGCCCCGCGCAGCCCCGGGCGACACCGCCUGAGCCCGUCGCCACGGCGCGCUGCGAGGAUGCCGCGAGCGGCUCCGCGCUCCUCUUCGCUCCGCCGCUGCUUUACUCCCUUUGUAUUGAUGAGGAUGAUCGGGGAGAGCUGUCGCUCCGAAGCGCCGCCGCUCAACUUCGUCGUUUUGCGAGGGGACGAAAGAGCCAGAGGAGAGCCUCGUAGAGCCGCACCGCGGGGUCGACUCGGAGCUGGGGGCGGGCAGGACCGCAGCCCCCGGCCUGGGCUCCCUAGGGCCGCCCCCAUCUGGGGCCAUAGCGCUGCCCCGCCGCCUCCCCGAGCCGUGUCCGGUGCCUCGGCCGGGUCGGGGAGCAGCGGGGUCCGGGCCCGCUCACAGCCGUCGGGGCGGGGGUGUCGGGCAGAGGAGGAGCAGAAACCCCAGCGGGGCAAAGCAGAACAGGACAAUGCUCCCCUCGCAAGAAAAGAGACGAUGUAUACCAUUAGCAAGUGUAGCAGAAAUCCCUUUUUAGAAAAGUACCCUCGUCUUCCUCCCUUCCUGUGCAAAAUUGCUAUAAAGAGAGCUUACUUGUACUCAUCCCUCACUUGUUCCCCUCCCCUUUCGUGAUGUGGCUGAUUUAGUCUGAAAAAAUCUGUGAAGGAAACCUUGAACAAACAGUCCAUCAGGAGAAAGGCUGCCCUACGUGCCCUCUGCAGGGCCAGUGCCCACUCCGCUGCCUCCCAGUGUGUGGGCAAGGACAGUGUAGAGUCUCUCAUAGCACGGGGGCUCUCCUAGGCUUUACUCUAUCUAAUGUUUAAAGAAAAGUACCAUAUUAAGCCAGUUUGCUAAGAGCUGUUAAAGAGCAUAAAGAUGUUUGGGUUUGACUGCAGACCUCUGUCAGUGAGACCAUGCGAGUUCCUGGGUCUCUCCCCUCCCAGAGAACCAGUUCUAAAGCAGUGACAACCCCAGCUACUCCACUGAAGUGCAACACUCACCAGCAAUCCUCACUUCCCCAGAUUCCAUCUUUUCCAGAGGUAAAACAAUGGUAUCAAAGUGGACAGAGAAGCUGGAUUCAGAGGUUUUUCUGGACCUGACUGAUGACUGGGAAUGUAUAAAUGGCAGCACAGAUAGGGAGGCCACCCGGAUUUAGGGGACGAAAGAGCUGGCAGUUUGCUUUGGAUUUCACUCAGGUGAAAGAAAAACAUAGCACUGGGAGAGGGAUCUCCAGGACCUGGAAGCGUGGAUCCACACCUGGAAAGCAGCCCCUGCUACCAACAGCUGCUGAGAUCUAGUCACACACCAUACCCUGGGCAGAGGCUCAUGGCCUUGCUCGCACACAGAGACUUUCAGGUUUCGUGCACAGUGUUACAGCUCACUUCCAAAGAGCUGAUGCACUUCACGAGUUAAAAAACGAAACAACAUAAAUUCCCAGGGUGGAGCUGCUUAUAUGAAAUUUGUACGAAAAUACAAACAUCCAAAAUAAGGGGUGGGCAGUUCCUUGUUAAAGCGCUGACCCCAAACAAGCUUUCAUUCUCCUUAUCAUUUAUUAAAGAACAGAAAAUAGUAUUUCUGCCAACUGUUUUUGAGGAGAGGCUAUUUAGAAUAAAGCAAGAUGUGGAAAGAUUCAUAGAAAUUACUUUUCAUGUGAUUAUUAAAAGCAAAUCAAUUG
Molecule: messenger RNA, 2589 nt
Organism: Gallus gallus (chicken)
Lineage: Eukaryota; Metazoa; Chordata; Aves; Galliformes; Phasianidae
Gene: HOXD1
Product: homeobox D1
Exons: 2
Coding region: 331-966 (211 amino acids)
Biological process (GO): regulation of transcription by RNA polymerase II
Cellular component (GO): nucleus
Molecular function (GO): RNA polymerase II cis-regulatory region sequence-specific DNA binding; DNA-binding transcription factor activity, RNA polymerase II-specific
Source: RefSeq, marked inferred